UCUAUUUAUAAUAUAAAUAUUGCUUUUGUAUUUGUAGUGUUUACUGAAUAAAUUACAUUUAAUUUUUUUAUUUAAGCAAACUAUAAUUUAACUUUCAGUAAGGGUAUAGAGAAAUAAUAUUAACUACAAAUAACAUUAAUCUAUUCUCAAUUUGACCACAUAUUUUAACAAUAAACAAAAGAGCAUAUAUGCGUAUUGCGUCAAAUGUAUGGCAGUGUGUGUGUGUAAUUUUUUUUUAUUGAUUUGAGAUAUUUUUGCACUCCUUCUCUAUACAAAGUAUAAGGGUGCGAAAUUUUGAUAAACCUCCGUCCGUGCAACUUUUUAGCUGCACGUAUUAAUAUAUAGAUAAUCAACGUCAUACAAAUAGUCAUAGCUGAGUCUCUCGUGUUGUCAUUCAGAGAUUUCAAGAACUUAAGGAAAAUAAAACGGAAUUUCCUGCUUACUACAUUUAUGUAAAAGUGUACUAUGAAUAAUAAAUCUUGUGUUAGUAUAUCUACGACUGUGAAUUAAGUGCAACGCAGUUUUGUGGUCCAGUGUUAACACAAUGAGGGUGUUUGGCCUUUUGCUGUUUUGUAUAAUCGCUGCUAAUGUAGACUGUAGUCGUAAGAAUGUUAACGAUCAAAAUCCCCUAGUACAAGUAAGACAAGGAUCUUUAAAAGGAUCAAUCUAUACACUCUUGGAUGGGUCAACGUGUUACAGUUUCAAGGGAAUACCGUACGCGCAGCCUCCGAUCGGAAAAUUGAGAUUUAAGGCACCAUUGCCACCGUUAUCUUGGAAAGGUGUUUAUGAAGCAAAAGAACAUGGCCCAGUUUGCCCACAAUUCGACAUCACCUCGCAAAAAUUGAUAGAAGGAAAUGAAAGUUGUUUAUUCCUAAAUGUAUACACAAAAUGCCUUAGAUCCCCUAAGAAGUCACCUGUAAUGGUAUUCAUUCACGGCGGAGCUUUCACAUCUGGAUCUGGGAAUUCUGAUGUAUUCGGUCCAGAUUACCUCUUGCAGCAUGAUGUAGUUUUAGUGACCAUAAACUAUAGGCUCGAAGUGCUAGGCUUCUUGAGCCUAGAUAUUCCCGAAGUACCUGGUAAUGCAGGUAUGAAAGAUCAAGUUGCUGCGUUAAAAUGGGUGAGAGAGAAUAUAGCUGAAUUUGGUGGCGAUCCAGAUAACGUUAGUAUUUUCGGUGAAAGCUCUGGCUCUGGGGCAGUUGCAUGCCAUAUGAUGUCGCAGAUGUCGAAAGGUUUAUUUCACAAAGUUAUAGCCCAAAGUGGUACAAGCAUAGAUGAUUGGGCCGUUGGUAAAGAUCACGUUGCCAGAGCGUUUAGAGCUGGUAAAGUAUUAGGCAAAGACACUGAUAAUGUGUAUGAAUUAUUAGAAUUUCUUCAAAGUGUCCCAGCAAUAGAUCUUGCUGGACUAACCUUUAAAACUGAAACUGACGAAGAAAAACUUAGAGGUUUGCCUGUACAUUUUAUACCGGUAGUGGAAAAGAGAUUCGGAAAAGUGGAAUCUUUUCUAAAUGAGAAACCACUUGAUAUACUUCUGACCGGCAAAACUAAUAAAGUGCCAUUAUUAAUUGGGUAUAACUCAGCAGAAGGAUUAUUUAUGUUGGCUGACCAUUUAAAGAAAGUAGAAAUCCGAAACAAGAAUCCUGAAUAUUUAGUGCCAAGAGAAAUUUCUCAAAAAGUAUCCCAAGAUACUUAUACAAAGGAAUUUGGUGUUCGAAUAAAGAAUUUUUAUGUAGGAAAUAAUGACUUUUCUAAUGAUACAGCUGAAGCUAUUGUUAAUUUACAUACAGAUUUAAACUUUGCAUACAGUGUACAUAGAUUUAUACAUUUAUAUACUGCAUCAAAUCAGCCUAUUUACCAAUACGUAUUUAAUUACGUGACAGACAUGAACUUUGUGAAGAUAUCUUUAGGUUUAACUCAAAUGAAAGGAGCGGCUCACGCUGACGAUCUAUUUUAUUUGUUUUAUAACGGUGGAACGAAAAAUGUUUAUGAAAAGCAAGAACGAGCAAGACAAAUAGUUUAUAAGGUGACUAAGCUUUGGACGGAUUUCGCUAGAACUGGUAAUCCAACACCACAAAACAUUGAUGGCGUGAAGUGGGAGCCAUACACCCGUACUGGAAGACAGUACAUGAAGCUUGAGGAGCCACUGUCUGUGGGUCACGCUGCGGAGCGAGACAGAAUACAGUUUUGGGAUGAGCUGUAUUGCGAAGCUGGGCUACCGUGUAUUGCCAAAUAAU
Achroia grisella is the source of this 2231-nucleotide messenger RNA. Its product is annotated as juvenile hormone esterase-like. Bases 545 to 2230 code for a protein of 561 amino acids. NCBI's taxonomy places the organism in Eukaryota, Metazoa, Arthropoda, Insecta, Lepidoptera, Pyralidae. The record is from RefSeq and is a predicted model, not a curated record. The transcript is spliced from 5 exons.